Molecule: messenger RNA, 399 nt
Organism: Parastagonospora nodorum SN15
Lineage: Eukaryota; Fungi; Ascomycota; Dothideomycetes; Pleosporales; Phaeosphaeriaceae
Exons: 2
Coding region: 1-399 (132 amino acids)
Source: RefSeq, a predicted model, not a curated record
AUGGAGCAUGCUACUGGUGUGUCGCUGCACGAACGAUGGCCAACAAUGGAUCUGAACGAGCGAAUAGGCUGUAUCAAAUCCAUCUACAUGAACAUGAAAGAAGUCGCUGAGCUCAAAUUCUCGGCCUACGGAAGCAUUUAUCCAAAGAAAGCAGCUGGUGCUAUCUCAAAAUUGUCGUUAGACGAAGAUCACUGCAUUGGGCCACAUUGUGGACCUAGGUAUUGGGACUGUGGCGUCGGAAGUGAGAGAUGCUAUAGGGAUGUAUCACCGAACCAGGGACCUUGGCUCAAUCUUGGCGCAUUCUGUGACGGUCUCGUUGAUACAGGAAGAUCCAGGAUACCAUCAGCGCAACCUUCAAAACCAGCCAUGUUACAAAGGGAACAUCAAGAUGCACCAUGA